CUGAAUAAUCCUCAACUUAUAUUGAGAAUCAGAAAUUAGAUCUAGGGGGAUGAACUUUAGAGAGAGCAGCCAUGGCAAGUUGUAAUACCAUGAAAUUAGCUCUCAAAUCCAACAUAGUAACAAUUCUAAUCCUUUUCAUUUGUGUAUUUUCAUUGUUUUUCUCUCAAGUUGUUAACGGUCAUGGAGGUUCUCAUGAUGAAGAUGAAGAACAUGUUGACGAUGUCGGGACGCACUCUGACGUGCAUUCCAAGGGGUUAAUUCUUGUGAAAAUUUAUUGUCUUAUAAUAUUGUUGGUGUCCACUUUUGUUUGUGGAGUAUCCCCGUAUUACUUGCGGUGGAAUGAAACUUUUCUACUGUUAGGAACUCAAUUUGCUGGUGGGAUUUUUCUGGCGACUUCUCUAUUGCAUUUCUUAAGUGAUUCGAAUGAAACUUUUGAGGAUCUCACCGAAAAUCACUAUCCUUUUGCUUACAUGCUUGCUUCAUUUGGUUAUAUCUUUACUAUGUUGGGUGAUUGCAUAAUUUUAUAUGUCACACAACGCUCUCGUAGUAGUAGAGAUGCUAAAAUUGAAGUUGAUGUAGAAGAACAAGAGAGGAAUAGGAUUGCGCCGUCAGCUCAUCUUCAACCAGCAGAAGUUUUAUUGAGGAGUUCAUCAUUUAGCGAUACUGUGCUUCUGAUUGCUGCACUUUGUUUUCAUUCUGUGUUCGAGGGCAUAGCCAUUGGAGUUGCAGAUAAUAAAGCAGAUGCGUGGAGAAGCUUGUGGACUAUAUCACUUCACAAGGUAUUUGCUGCCGUUGCCAUGGGAAUUGCACUGCUCAGGUUGUUACCAGACAGGCCGUUCCUCGCAACAAUUGCUUACUCAUUUGCAUUCGCUAUUUCAAGUCCAAUUGGUGUAGGCAUAGGGAUUGGUAUUGAUGCCACUACACAGGGAAAAGUAGCUGAUUGGAUCUAUGCCAUUUCAAUGGGUUUUGCAACUGGAAUUUUCAUCUAUGUGGCCAUUCAUCAUCUUAUUUCUAAAGGCUACAAACCAGAAAAACCUUCUUUCUUCGACACACCGUUUUUUAAGUUUGCUUCGGUGCUUAUAGGCGUGGGAGUGAUGGCAGUGGUCAUGAUCUGGGAUUAAUAUCGAUGUUGGUGAUUUAUUUGUUUUGUUGAGUAUUGAUCAACACUAACUUGAAGAAUCUCUGCAACACUUCUAAGAUUGCUCAUCUUUUGCCAACCGCACACCAGAGUAUAAAAUUAAUUUCAGUCUGCCAUCAACUGGGGAACAACAAAAGACUUACACGUAGCUUAUGAACUUUCUCGCACAACAGGCAGAGGAAAUGUGCCGGCCUGGUGAAUUUUUUUUCUUUUGCUGGUGUCUCGCAUUUAAGCAAUGUGACAACCUUAACUAAUUCACCUCUUUUGUGAAAUGUAAAACCUGGUCCUCCCAUAGAUAUCUCACUUGUUCAGUCAAACUAACACUCGGUUGUUUAAUCUGACUCGAGAUCUGAAUCUGACGUGACUGAGAUAAAUGUCAUAUCAAUGGGCACAUAUUUGAUUUGACUGAAAAUUCUACAACUCAGAAUAUACUCCCUCUGUUUCUGUAAA
Molecule: messenger RNA, 1588 nt
Organism: Papaver somniferum (opium poppy)
Lineage: Eukaryota; Viridiplantae; Streptophyta; Magnoliopsida; Ranunculales; Papaveraceae
Product: zinc transporter 1-like
Exons: 2
Coding region: 72-1121 (349 amino acids)
Biological process (GO): zinc ion transmembrane transport
Cellular component (GO): membrane
Molecular function (GO): zinc ion transmembrane transporter activity
Source: RefSeq, a predicted model, not a curated record